AGAUUUUUUGCAUUAUUUUCAAAUAUAUAAAUUUAUUUUUUAAAUUUUACACUGUCUCUCCCGGUGUGUGUACACACACACAUAUAUAUGCCUCUCAAAUCAUUCAUUCUAUUCUCUUAAAAGAUUACAAACCAAGUUAUCACAACAAAUACUUUACUCUCUCUAUAUAUAUAUUGAAAGUGGGAGCUAAGUCUCAAGAAUUACAAAGGGCAGUUUGGAACACACCAAUCAAUUAACCAAAGUGAGUAGUAAUUGGAGUCAAAAAGCUGAGUUUAGCAGCUAUCCAUCAUCUGUUGAAUGAAAAUGUGGGAUAAAGAAGAAGUAGAAGAAGCUGUUUUGGUGGGUGAGGAAAAUCAACAAACAGUUUGUGUGCUUGAUGCUUCCACCUUUGUGGGCUAUUGGAUCUCCAAGAAACUCCUCCUUAAAGGCUACACUGUUCAUGCUGCUGUCCAGAAAAAUGGAGAGAAAGAGAUAAUGAAGAAAAUCAAAGAACUGCAGAGAAGAGUGAAAGAGAGACUGGUGAUAUACAGUGUGGAUGUGUUGAGUUACAGAAGCAUUGUUGAAGCCCUUAGAGGAUGCUCUGGUCUUUUUCUUUCUCUGGAGAAUCCAGAUGGCUAUGAUGAAGUGGUUGGGGAUUUGGAGGUUAGAGGAAUAAUAAAUGUGAUGGAGGCAUGUGCACAAAGUGAGACAAUGCACAAAGUGGUGUUCACAUCAUCUUUGACAGCAGCCAUUUGGACUGACAACACCUCCUCCUCUCUCAAGGAUGUGGAUGAAUCCUCUUGGAGCAACACACUCUUCUGCACUCAAAACAAACUAUGGUAUGCCCUUGCAAAGACAAAGUGUGAGCAGGCAGCAUGGGCCCUAGCAAUGGACAGAAUGGUGGUGGACAUGGUGUCCAUCAACGCGGGCCUGGUUAUUGGGCCGAGCGUGGCCCAACUGAACCCGGUCCCCACGCUGUCGUAUCUCCAAGGCGCGGCGGAGAUGUACGAGAGCGGGCUUUUGGCAUUUGUUCAUGUUGGGUUUCUUGCGGACGUUCACGUCCAGGCCUUUGAGGACGCGUCCACUAGCGGGAGGUACUUCUGCUUCGAUAGGACCGUUACUUGCGAGGAAGAUGCCCUUAGACUUGCCCAAAUCUUGAGCCCCUUGAUACCCUUACCUGCUCCUGAAAGGUAAUUUACCUAAAUAGAAGUAAAACAUAAUGACUUUCUCAGUAUAGGACCAUAUGUUUUUAUCUUCUAAUGUAGGUAAUUGGUCAUUAUCUAUUAGUCAUUAUUCAAGCAAAUGUCAACCAUCAAUGGACAUUAUUCCUUCCACUAAACAUUAUUAAGUCCUAUUUAGGGAUUAAAAAAGUUUAAGUCCUACGUUGAGAAAUGACUUAUGUUUUAGUCAUAUUUAUUAGUGCAGAUUUCACUCAAACGGAUUUAAUCUUUUAAUGCGAUUUAAUUGAGUUGUCUUGUGGAAAUGGUCAAUUUUAAUGAAGAGUGAUUUGGUUUUAAUUGGAUGCAGGUACAAAUGCCAAAGUGGUGGUGGUGAGGUUUAUGGAGAGAGGUUAAGGACUAAGAAGUUGAGCAAGCUGGUUGAGGGAUUAACUGCUACUGCUGCCUGUUAAUUAGUUAUUUAAGUUUUAGGAUCCAUAAUUAUUAUGCACACUUUCAAUUAUUACUCCAUUUCUUCUUUACAUCAAUUAUGAGUACAAGUAAUCAAGCUUGUUAAAUGUAGUAAAUGAUAAAUCCCACUAUGUAAGAUGAUGGUAAUAAUUAUAGUAAUGAAGA
This is a messenger RNA of Cuscuta campestris, 1772 nucleotides long. The record is from the annotation of a GenBank genome assembly. Lineage: Eukaryota; Viridiplantae; Streptophyta; Magnoliopsida; Solanales; Convolvulaceae.